Oryzias melastigma (Indian medaka) is the source of this 2837-nucleotide messenger RNA. RefSeq names its product ring finger protein 103 (gene rnf103). NCBI's taxonomy places the organism in Eukaryota, Metazoa, Chordata, Actinopteri, Beloniformes, Adrianichthyidae. The coding region runs from base 492 to 2393 and encodes 633 amino acids. The record is from RefSeq and is a predicted model, not a curated record. Gene Ontology annotation, biological process: protein ubiquitination. Gene Ontology annotation, molecular function: ubiquitin-protein transferase activity. Gene Ontology annotation, cellular component: endoplasmic reticulum. The transcript is spliced from 7 exons.
ACGACUCACUCGGCUGUCACUAAAACUGGACGCACGGCUUGCCGUACCAGCAGGAGUUUACAUUUUUGCGUGAUGACAUCAAUAUUACACGUUGCCUGACGUCCACUGUUGAGUUUGCAGAGUCCGGUCGGUUCUGUAAGAACCGAGCCAGCCUGUGUUGUUUUUCUACGGAUGACAGCGGCCAGCUCGGUUCGGCCCGCAUCCAGCAGUCGUGUGGCGGGUCUGCGUGAGCGUGCGGCUGCGGGACUCUUCUGCGGGUGACGUCCGAGGCCUUUUUGUUUUGGAAACAUCCGAGGCCUCCCUCCGGCAGCGAAACUAACCGAGCGGGUUACGCAGCCAUCAACGCCGCAGAUUCAUGCCGGACUCCGGCGGGGAAGCCUCGCAGAGAACCGGGCCCGCCAUGGAGCUCUGACUGUCCGCUCAGCCCCGCAGGUCCGGGAGUUUAGGGUCCGUUUCAGAUCCGGCUCGUGGUUCCGUCCAACGACUGCAAGAUGUGGCUGAAGCUCUUCUUCCUGCUGCUGUACUUCGUGGUUCUGUUCGUGCUGAGCCGGAUCUUUGAGGCGGUGGUCUGGUAUGAGACCGGCGUGUUCGCCACGCAGCUCGUGGACCCGGUCACGCUGAGCUACAAGAAGCUGAAGACCAUCCUGGAGAGCCGGGGGCUCGGACACUCCGGACUGCCCGGGGGGAAGGACGUCAGCGAGCUGGUGGAGAAGUCCGGAGAGCUGACUCAGGGGGAGCUGUACUCGGCCAUGAAGAAGGAGAAGGAGCAAACAGAGGCUGGAGAUGUCGAAACCACCCUCUUCAACGGGGAGGCGCACUUCUAUGAGCUGGUGGAGGACACAAAAGACGGCAUCUGGCUGGUUCAGGUCAUCGCCCAGAACCGAGAGGCUCCGCUCAGCAAGUCCAGCUGGGGGAAGAUGGUUCGGAAAGUCUCCCAGUUUGGUAUCAGAACCGGAACCUUCAACUGUUCCAGUGACCAUAGGUCGUGCAUAAAGCGUGGCUGGCAGCGCUCCACCCUGGUCAUGUCGGCUCCGCAGACGUCGGCGUCGAAGGGAAAAGUCAUGCUGAAGGAAUACGACGGAUGGCGCAUCGACACGGAACACAUCUUUCGCUGGAUAACAUCUCACGUGGCUCACCGGAUCAAGACGCUGCGCCGCUCCGACCAGCUGAUGGAGGAGUGGCGCUAUGACUCGGCUCGCCCCGUCAAGAUGUUCCUGUUUGCCCGCCUGCCGCAGCCGCCCGCCUUCUUCUCCUCACUGUCUGUCAAAUUCACCGGCAGGAUCGAUUUUAUUUUCGUGGACAUCUGUCGCUGGAGCAACUUCAGCAGCCUAUCAGACAUCGGCGUGACACGAAGCCCCGCCUACAUUCUCAAGAUGCCUGAGGGCACCUAUCGCUAUGGCAACAGUUUUGGGGAGUUCCUGUCCCUUGCGGCCAUGGAUGUGUUCCUGCGCUCCGUCCAGCCGGAGGUCAACGACCUGUUUGUGCUCAGUCUGCUGCUUAUCAACCUGCUGGCCUGGAUGGACCUCUUCAUCACUCAGGGAGCAACUAUAAAACGAUUUGUGGUUCUGAUCCGAACUCUGGGAACCUACAACUCCAUCCUGCUGGUGUCCUGGCUCCCAGUGCUGGCCCUGCUGCAGCUGCCCUACUUGGACUCUUUGUACGGCUACAGCCUGAAGCUGCUGCGCUACGCCGACACCACCACCCUGGCCAGUUUGGUGAGAGCUGAUUGGAUCUUCUACUCGUCCCACCCCGCUCUCUUCCUGUCCACCUACCUGGCCCACGGCCUGCUGGUAGACUACUUUGAGAAGAAGCGGCGCUGCGGGUCCAGGAGCCAGGAGGACAGCUCCACCAAUCUGGAGUGGCUGGCCAGCCUGUGGGACUGGUACGCCUCCUACCUGCUGCACCCCAUCACCUCCUUCCAGCAGGUUCCGUCUGACCUGUCCGACUGGGAGGAGGAUCCCAGCUUCCUGUUCGAGCGCCUGGCAUUCCCGGACCUAUGGCUCCGCCCCUUAGUGAAUAUGGACUACAUGAAAGCUUUACCCACCUGGAGGCUGUCGGUGGAGCCCCCCUCACCUCCCGCAGGCCCCCGCAGAGACAGCAGUGAAGGCCCGCCCCCAUCAUGUGAUGUCUCUGCCAGUUUGGAUGGAGGGGGCGUGGCCAAGAGGGAGCUGUGUGAUUGGUCGGAGUGGCCCCCCUCUGUUCUGCCGUGUUCUGAGUGCGUGGUGUGUCUGGAGAACUUUGAGAACGGCGAGCUGCUGAUGGGGCUGCCCUGUGGCCACGCCUUCCACCAGCACUGCAUCGUAGUGUGGCUGGCCGCCGGCCGGCACUGCUGCCCGGUGUGCCGCUGGCCCAGCUACAAAAAGAAGACCGCUGCAACACCCCCAAUGGACUGACCCGCACUUUAGAUGAAGGAAUGAAACAGAGGUCCUGAAGAUUUCACCCCAAUCCAGACCAGACAGGUUUCAGUAAAGAGGCUCCACCCCCAAAGUCCUGAUCCAGAACUCUGUCUGCAAAGAUCCAGCAUGGAUGGAGGCUGCUCAGCUGGUCAAUCAGCAGAUCUUUGGGUUUCUGACGUUUGUUUUCAGUUUGAAAACAAACGUCAGAACUCUGCACACUGCUGAACCCGUAUCAGAACCACCUUAGAAGCUCCUGAAGUUGAGAACAAAUGUAGAAGACAGAGAUUUGGAUCAGAACUUGUCACCAGAACUGCUGACCCCUCCUCCCCUCUGCCCUGCUGUGUUUAAAUACUGGAGUUGUGUGUAACUGCAGAGACGCCUCUGCUGGAGGACUUUAGCAACAGGAAUAAUUUAGAGUUCAAUAAAGAUCUGUGAAGGACU